CCCACCACAACUCUAGGGACAAAAUUUGAUCACUGCUCCUCAACCUUUAGCCAAACUCAUUAGAUAAACUGUAACAAUAUUUUGGACAUUAUGGCGUCGCCAGUGCGUCGACCAGUGCCAGCUUAUUUACCAAGACAAAAAGGCCAACCGCCGAGGAUAGAGCUCAAUAUUCUACGACUGGACGAGGACGGAAACAGUUUGUACGACGAAGAUUUCGAUCCUUCAGUGUGCCAUUGUUUUCCCAGUACCAGCAGCCUACAUAUUCCAUCCAUGCUGUAUGAUCAUAUAAACUGUCCUCAUCACAAUACUAAACAUAUCCAGCCGGCCCAGGAUCAAGUUUUCGCUUAUCCAUGGACAGCAGUAACAAAUAAACAGCCAGCAACAAAAGGAUAUAGACCUAGAUCGCCAGAUGGCGACUCACUCGCAUCGGGAAAACUUAGCAUAAUUGAAGAAGAACCACAGACACCCUUUGUAAUAAGAACUGCACCCCCGUUUGCAAAUACGUCACAGGCAAAUGAAAGUAAAGGAGGACCACCGUUUACUGCCCCCGCCCUCUCCAGAUGGGAAAGUCACGGCGGAAGGGUCGUUACGCGGGCCCAAAGUGUACCCUCUCUAACAGGUUACCAACAGCCAAGGACACCCAGGAAUUAUCAUAAUCCUAACCCCCAGAUCAGUACACCUUACGUUACCACCAUCAAGAGACGACCUGUGUCAAUUCAGGACAGAGACUUUGAUGGUCGCUACCUAGAUCCAAAGGAUGGUCAGAUAUAUAAAUUUAAAGUUAAGUAUGGCAAAAAAGAAAUCGAAGCUAACCGUCUACAAGACAGCACUAUAAGAGAAGAACCGGAAGAAUACAACUAAAAUCCAGAUCAAGCAAGAUGACUAUUAAUUUAUCUGAAUACUCGAUGAAUGUUGAGGACCUUCUGUCUUUCCAAUGAAUUUGUAUGUGAAAUAUUUAAAUGUUUAUUUAUUGCUGUGUUUAUUUUGUGAUGUUUGUUCAUAUAAUAAAUCACCUUGGUUAGU
This is a messenger RNA of Saccostrea echinata, 1023 nucleotides long. RefSeq lists its product as uncharacterized. Bases 91 to 861 code for a protein of 256 amino acids. The record is from RefSeq and is a predicted model, not a curated record. Lineage: Eukaryota; Metazoa; Mollusca; Bivalvia; Ostreida; Ostreidae. The transcript is spliced from 3 exons.